Messenger RNA from Myotis lucifugus (little brown bat), 12495 nucleotides. RefSeq names its product dynein axonemal heavy chain 6 (gene DNAH6). Gene Ontology annotation, biological process: microtubule-based movement. Gene Ontology annotation, cellular component: dynein complex. The record is from RefSeq and is a predicted model, not a curated record. NCBI's taxonomy places the organism in Eukaryota, Metazoa, Chordata, Mammalia, Chiroptera, Vespertilionidae. The transcript has 76 exons. Gene Ontology annotation, molecular function: dynein light intermediate chain binding; dynein intermediate chain binding; ATP binding.
UUGCUGUCUCUGGAGACCCGAGGCGGAGGAGGCGGCUGCUCUAGUCUGACUUGGAGUAAGGAUGGCUUUUCGCAUCUCUGAAAUGGACUCCGACCUCGAAAAUAUUGACAAGCAGGUGUCAAAUCCAAACCUGCAAAGUAAAAAAGCAAAGAGAAAACGAAGUUUUGUAGCACCCAUAGAAAAUGUAGAAGAUACACAAGUCCUUUUGUUCAAAAGCAAAACCAAAGCCCAGGAGAGGACAAGAAAACGACAGCAACCUAGAAAACUAGAGCCUCUGCCAGUGCUAAAAGUCUACCAAGAUCAUAAGAGGCCAGAAUACAUAUACAAACAGUAUCAAUUUCCACCGACCAUUUCUGGAAUCGUAAAACCAUCAAGAAGCACUGAAGAAACUUCUGUCAAAUCACCUAUUCAGUCCCCUCAGCAUGCAGAUGUGUUGGAAAAAACACAGACCCAUGGGCCCUCUGCUAAGAUAUUCUCUCCCUCUCCUCAGAAACUGCCACCUAUUGGAAGAAGAGGUCUCUAUAAGACCAGUUACCCAUCUUUGUCUAAGUACACAUUCGAGGACCGUGAAGAUGUUGUUAAAGCCAACAUCCGUGAUCCCUUGGAAAUCAUUCAAAUAUUACGUGAAAAUGAACAUCUUGGAUUUCUUUAUAUGAUUCCUGCAGUGCCAAGGUCUUCAAUUGAAUAUGAUACCUAUAAUCUGAAAGUUGUAAAUUAUGAUAACAUCAACAAAAAGGACUACUAUACAAUUAGUGACAAAGCAGUGACACGCAUUCAUAAUGACGAGGACAUUGAAUAUAUCGAAAUUAAUCGAUGGGUACAGGAAUACCUAUAUCACAGAGAACUCAUUAAGAUUCCCAUAUUUUCACUUUUCCGGAAAUGGAAAGCUUUUCAUGUAUGGAAGAAGAAUGUGCGCUCCAAGAAGAUCAAUGGAUGUCGAGAAGCUCUACAAGAGAAUUUGUUCAUUGUUAAUUAUUUUUUGCGACCAGCUCUUCUUAAAAUAAAUGACAUGUGUUAUCAAUUGAGUUUUAUGGGGCUUUGUUAUAUUGAAAGAGGUCACACCUACACCCUGCAAGAAUUUCAGUUUACACAAGUCUCACACCUGAAAGAGGUGACGGAUAACCUGGAAUAUUUUCGAAAUGAGGCCAAAGAAGUGGUCAGGAAUGCUUGUCGUACUGCUCUGCGCGCUAUAGGAUUCACUCCUGAUGACUGUGAUGAGGAAGAUGAUAAGAGAUUUUCAGUGACUGGUGGUCUCAUUGAGUUGCCUACUUAUGUAAACUCUGAGAACAUGAAAUACACGCAGCAGGCCAGGAAAAGGCGUUAUUGCAGGAGGCUGACUUGCUUUAUUCGUCUAAAUGAUUACCUAAUUGAGAACACAAUGCACGUCUUAACAGUAAAUUCUGUUAACAGUCUUUUGAAUUAUCUCACUGACAAACUAAAACGAACACCCUCAGCAGACAUCAUUCAGAAAUGGAUUACUGAGGAGAAACCUGAAGUCACUGAUAAGAAGGUGGCUGCUGGGUUGGAAAAGCUGGAAGAAGAUGAGUCACUCAUCCCCAUGUUCCUCACAGAACUGAUCUUGACAGUGGAGUCACUACUGUUUGAACCUUCUCUGGAAGACUUUCUGUAUGGUAUUUCAGGUGCAAUUAAUCAGUUUCAGAGCACCGUGUUAUCAGUUCCUAAUCUCGUGCCUGACACAUAUUUUGAUGCUUUCACCAGACCUUAUAUUAACAACAAACUUGAAGAAAAAACUUGUGGAUUUGGUCCCAGCUUGUCUUCAGUAUUUGAUGAUGAUAAGAAUUUUCACACAAUUAUCUUUCAAAUAAAGGAAACCAUAAAGGCAGCAUUUGAAUCUGCCCAACUAUAUGCAGCUACAUUUGAAAAGUUCCAGUUAUUUUUCAGGGAAAAUGAAAGUCUUGACUUAGAAGCUCUUAAACUUCAGGAGCCUGAUGUUAAGUUCUUCAGUGAACAACUGGAAAAGUAUCACAGACAGCACAAGGAUGCUUUAGCCCUAAGACCCACCAGAAAUGUCGGCUUGCUGCUCAUUGACACGAAGCUGCUGAAGGAAAAACUGAUUCCAUCACCUUUGCGAUGUUUGGAGGUGCUAAAUUAUAUGCUGCCUUGUCAAAGCAAGCAAAAAGUGGAUGCCAUUAUCUCUGAGGCACAAGAUGCAGAGUACAAACUUGAAUUUGUUCCAUCGACCACCAUAGAAUAUGUUAACAGCUUAGUAUUUCUUGAUGAAAUUCAAGAAAGGAUCGAAACCCUUGAAGAUGAAGGCAAUGUGGUGAUCCAAAUGUACAAGCUCAUUGAGCAGUAUCAGGUUCCCACACCGCCUGAAGACUUUGCUGUCUUUGCAACCAUGAAGCCAUCCAUUGUUGCUGUUCGGAAUGCCAUCGAUAAAGCCGUAGGUGAUAGAGACGCAAGCAUUAAGCAAUUUUGUCUGCAUUUGGGUAAAGAUCUUGAAGAUCUAACCAAUGAAGUGAACGACGUCAAGCUGCAAGCACAGGAUCCCCAGAUUUUGGAUAUUAAUGCCGACCAGGACAAAAUAAAGUCCCAACUGACUGAGCUGCAGUUAGUUCUGGAUGAUCUGCAGAAACGUGCAUUUCAAUAUAAAUCUUACCAGAAAAAUUUCAAGGUGGAAGUUUCUAAGUUUGAAGAUUUGGAAGUAGUUAGUGCUGAAGUGAAGCUCAAACAAUUGCUCUGGGAUUAACUCCACCAAGACUGGUUACAGUCCAAAUUUGACAGCCUGGAUCCGGAAUCCCUAAACAGCCAAGUCUCUAAAUAUGCCAAAUUUGUGACUCAACUGGAAAAAGGCUUGCCACCCAACAGUGUAGUGCCCCAGCUAAAAUCUAAGGUGGAAAAAAUGAAAGAAAAGCUGCCAGUUAUCAUGGACUUGAGGAACCCAACUUUGAAGGCUAGACAUUGGGCAGCUAUUGAACACACAGUGGAUGCCUCCCUACUGGAACUUGAAACUCCAUUAACCUUGGAGAAACUCUCCGAGUUGCAUGUUUUCGACUUUGCCCAAGAAAUCCAGGACAUUUCAGGACAGGCUUCUGGAGAAGCUUCCUUAGAAAUCAUUCUUAAAAAGGUGGAGGAUUCAUGGAAAACAACUGAAUUUGUCGUUCUCCCUCACCGAGACACCAAAGAUGUAUUUAUCCUAGGUGGCACAGACGACAUACAGGUCCUUCUUGAUGACAGCACCAUCAAUAUCAACACCAUUGCCUCGUCACGUUAUGUUGGGCCACUGAAAACUCGAGUGGAUGAAUGGCAGAAACAAAUUGCUUUAUUUAAUCAAACACUGGAAGAGUGGCUGAACUGCCAGAGAAACUGGUUGUACCUGGAAAGUAUUUUUAAUGCUCCAGAUAUUCAGAGGCAAUUGCCUGCAGAGUCCAAGAUGUUCCUUCAGGUGGAUAAGUCAUGGAAAGAGAUCAUGAGGAAGGUGAACAGGUUGCCUAACGCUCUUCGAGCGGCUACUCAACCAGGACUCCUGGAGACAUUUCAAAAUAAUAAUGCAUUACUUGACCAAAUUCAGAAGUGUCUAGAGGCGUAUUUAGAAUCAAAAAGAGUUAUCUUUCCCAGAUUUUACUUCUUGUCAAAUGAUGAGCUUCUGGAGAUUUUGGCCCAGACACGAAAUCCCCAGGCUGUGCAGCCGCACUUAAGGAAAUGCUUCGACUCCAUCUCAAGGCUCGAGUUUGCUAUCCUGACUCCUGUUGAAGGGAAAAUUCCCUCUGUGGAGGGAGAGCCAGAAAAAGUGUACACUAAUGACAUUUUAGCGAUGCUGUCCCCAGAGGGAGAAACGGUUAGACUGGGAAAAGGUCUCAAGGCCCGAGGCAACGUGGAGGAAUGGCUGGGUAAAGUGGAAGAAGCCAUGUUCACGUCUUUGCGCCGCCUGUGCAAAGCUGCCAUCGCCGACUAUCAGGCGAAACCGAGGACAGAAUGGGUGAUAUCUGGCCACGCUUCUCAAGUGAUCCUGACCAUUUCUCAAAUCACUUGGUGCCGCGAUUUGACCGAGUGUUUGGAAACAGAUGAAAAUCGUCUAGAGGCCCUGGAAGCUUUUGAAAAAGUCAACUUUGAGAGAUUAACUGACCUGGCUGCAUUAGUUCGAGGCCAUCUUUCUAAAAUACACAGAAACAUCAUAACUGCCUUAAUUACUAUUGAUGUACAUGCAAGAGACAUUGUCACCGAUCUUGUUGAAGCCCAGGUAGAGGAAGUGGAUUCCUUUGACUGGCAGAGACAACUGCGCUAUUAUUGGGAUAUAGACGUAGAUAACUGUGUGGCUAGAAUGGCUCUUUCUCAAUACACUUAUGGCUAUGAAUAUUUGGGUGCGUGCCCAAGAUUAGUUAUUACUCCUCUCACGGACCGCUGCUACCUAUGCCUCAUGGGGGCUUUGCAGCUCGACCUGGGAGGUGCCCCAGCUGGUCCUGCUGGCACUGGGAAAACCGAGACUACCAAAGACCUAGCAAAAGCUCUUGCCAUCCAGUGUGUGGUCUUUAACUGUUCCGAUGGUUUAGACUACAAGAUGAUGGGACGCUUCUUCAGCGGUCUGGCCCAGUCAGGGGCCUGGUGCUGCUUUGAUGAAUUUAACCGAAUUGACAUUGAAGUUUUGUCAGUGAUCGCACAGCAGCUCAUUACCAUUCGGAACGCCAAAGCUGCCAAGCUCUCUAGAUUCAUGUUUGAGGGGCGGGAAAUAAAGUUGGUUAUGACUUGUGCAGCCUUCAUCACAAUGAAUCCCGGAUACGCAGGCAGGACUGAAUUGCCAGAUAACUUGAAAGCCCUGUUCAGACCUUUUUCAAUGAUGGUUCCAAAUUAUGCCUUGAUUGCAGAGGUAAUUCUAUAUUCUGAGGGAUUUGAAUCCAGUAAAAUAUUAGCAAGAAAAAUGACUCAGAUGUAUAAGCUUUGCAGUGAACAGCUCUCUCAGCAAGAUCACUAUGACUUCGGCAUGAGAGCCGUGAAGUCUGUGCUGGUCAUGGCUGGGUCUUUAAAAAGAGAGAACCCAGAUCUAAAUGAAGAUGUGGUGUUGAUAAGAGCACUGCGAGACUCCAACUUGCCCAAAUUCUUAACAGAUGACGCCGUUCUGUUCAGUGGAAUCAUAUCUGACCUUUUCCCUGGAGUCCAAAUUCCAGAACAUGAUUAUGGUAUAUUGCAGUCAACAAUUAUAGAUGUCAUGAAUGGGCAAAAUCUCCAGCCUGAGACAUGUAUGGUUAAAAAGGUGAUACAGUUCUAUGAAACUAUGCUGGUAAGGCAUGGUGUGAUGUUAGUUGGGCCAACCGGAGGUGGCAAGACCACAGUUUACCGAAUACUUGCAGAAACUUUAGGGAAUUUAAGAAAAAUUGGUGUAGACAAUCCCUUUUACCAACCAGUUAAAACAUAUGUUCUUAAUCCUAAAUCAAUUACAAUGGGCGAGUUAUAUGGCGAAGUAAAUAGUGUAACCUUGGAGUGGAAUGAUGGUUUGAUGGCACUGAGUGUCCGAGCAGCUGUGCAAGACACUUCAGAAGACCAUAAGUGGAUCAUCAGUGAUGGGCCAGUGGAUGCUCUUUGGAUUGAAAACAUGAAUACAGUGUUGGAUGAUAACAAGAUGCUUUGCCUGGCUAACAGCGAGAGGAUUAAACUCACACCUCAAGUCCACAUGCUUUUUGAGGUGCAAGACCUAAGGGUUGCCUCUCCUGCUACAGUCAGUCGAUGUGGGAUGGUGUUUGUGGAUCCUGAGGAGCUGAAAUGGAUGCCUUACGUUAAAACCUGGAUGACGGGUAUUUCUAAAAAACUGAAUGAGGAAACCCAAGAAUUUUUAUUGAGCCUUUUCCGUUAUGUUGAUGAUGGUUUAAAUUUUAUCAAUAAAAAAUGCAGCCAAGCGAUCCCGCAAGUAAACAUUAGCAAAGUGACUACACUCUGUUGCUUAUUGGAGUCGUUGAUAUUUGAGAAAGAUGGAAUUAAUUUCUCAAUGGAACAAACAAAACUGAACACAAUGCUAUGUCAGACUUUUAUAUUCUGUUAUUUAUGGUCUUUGGGUGGAAAUCUAACUGAAAACUACGCGGAUUCUUUUGACACAUUUAUUAGAACACAGUUUGAUGACAAUCCUGAUGCCAGGCUUCCCAGUUCUGGCGAUCUGUGGAGCAUUUACAUGGACUUCGAUACCAAACGGCUGGACCCCUGGGAACGAAUCAUACCCUCCUUCAAGUACAGCCGAGAUGUCCCGUUUUUUGAAAUGCUUGUCCCCACAGUUGACACAGUGCGCUUCGGGUAUCUAAUGGAAAAACUACUGGCGGUCAGGCACUCGGUAUUAUUUACUGGGACGACUGGAGUUGGCAAGUCUGUUAUUGCAAAAGGAUUGCUAAAUAGAAUUCAAGAAUCAGCUGGCUAUGUUCCUGUUUAUCUAAAUUUUUCUGCUCAAACUUCAUCUGCAAGAACGCAAGAGAUCAUUGAAUCAAAACUGGAAAGGAAAAGAAAAAAUAUUCUAGGAGCACCAAAAAACAAACGUAUUGUGAUUUUUGUUGAUGAUUUAAAUAUGCCCAGACUGGAUCGCUAUGGCUCUCAGCCUCCGAUUGAAUUACUUCGGCAGUAUCAAGAUUUUGGUGGAUUUUAUGACAGAAACAAACUCUUUUGGAAAGACAUACAGGAUGUGACCAUUGCAUCAGCGUGUGCACCUCCAGGUGGUGGCCGCAACCCAGUGACCCCCCGCUUCAUCCGACACUUCAGCAUGCUGUGUCUCCCGAUGCCCUCGGAGCACAGUCUGAAACAGAUUUUCCAGGCCAUCUUAAACGGCUUCCUGUUUGACUUUCAACCAGCUGUCAAGCAAACCGCACCCAACAUUGUGGAAGCCUCAGUUGAGAUUUAUAACAGAAUGAGUGUUGAUCUUCUGCCAACACCAGCCAAGUCCCAUUACGUGUUCAACUUGAGGGAUUUAUCCAAAUGUGUGCAAGGUAUCCUCCAGUGUGAUCCAGGAACAAUAAGAGAAGAAAUACAGAUAUUUAGACUCUUUUGCCAUGAGUGUCAAAGAGUCUUCCAUGAUCGCCUGAUUAAUAAUGAAGACAAGCAGUAUUUCCAUACUAUUUUGACAGAAAUGGCCAACAAACAUUUUGGAAUUGCAAUUAGCCUGGAAUAUUUUUUGACUAAGCCCAUCCUAUUUGGAGAUUUCAUUAAGUUUGGAGCAGAUAAGUCUGAUCGGAUUUAUAAUGACUUGCCUGAUAUGGAGAAAAUCGCAAAUGUUCUCCAGGACUAUCUUGAUGACUAUAACCUUACAAAUCCCAAAGAAGUAAAGUUGGUAUUCUUCCAGGAUGCGAUAGAACACGUUACCAGGAUUGCCCGCAUGAUUCGUCAGGAGAGAGGCAACGCCCUGCUUGUCGGAGUAGGAGGCACCGGGAAGCAGUCUCUCACAAGACUUGCAGCUCACAUAUGUGGUUACAAAUGUUUACAGAUUGAACUGAGUCGGGGAUAUAAUUAUGAGAGUUUUCAUGAAGACCUGAGGAAGUUGUACAAACUGGCUGGUGUAGAGGACAAGAACAUGGUUUUCCUCUUCACGGACACACAGAUUGUAGUGGAAGAGUUCCUAGAAGAUAUAAAUAACAUCUUGAACUCAGGUGAAGUGCCUAACUUAUUUGAAAAGGAUGAACUGGAGCAGGUUUUAGCAGCCACCAGACCAAGAGCUAAAGAAGUCGGAAUUUCCGAGGGAAAUAGGGAUGAGGUGUUUCAAUACUUUAUUAACAGAGUCCGUCAGAAGCUGCACAUUGUUCUCUGUAUGAGCCCUGUGGGAGAGGCCUUCCGGUCCCGAUGCCGGAUGUUCCCAUCCCUUGUGAACUGCUGUACCAUUGACUGGUUUGUCCAGUGGCCCAGAGAAGCACUUCUUUCUGUAUCAAAGACAUUUUUCUCACAUAUUGACACCGGAAAUGAUGAACUAAAAGAAAAGCUUUCCCUCAUGUGUGUGAAUGUUCACUUAAGUGUCUCCAAUAUGGCAGAACGCUAUUACACAGAGCUACGGAGACGGUACUAUACCACGCCCACCUCCUACCUGGAACUCAUCAAUCUCUACCUGACUAUGCUCAGUGAUAAAAAGAAGCAGUUGAUUUCAGCACGUGAACGGGUGACAAAUGGUCUUACCAAGCUAUUAGAAACCAACAUACUAGUAGAUGCGAUGAAAUUAGAUCUUUCUGCUUUAGAACCUGUCCUUUUAACAAAAUCACAAAAUGUCGAAGCACUGAUGGACAAAUUGGCAGUGGAUCAAGAAAAUGCUGAUCAGGUCCGCAGCGUUGUGCGAGAAGAUGAAGCAGUGGCCAAAGUCAAAGCCGAAGAAACCCAAGCAAUAGCUGAUGAUGCUCAGAGAGACCUUGAAGAAGCUCUGCCUGCACUCGAUGCCGCCAAUAAAGCACUGGACUCCUUAGAUAAAGCCGAUAUAUCUGAAAUCAGAGUUUUUACGAAGCCCCCAGACUUGGUCAUGACUGUUAUGGAAGCAAUUUCCAUUCUCUUGAAUGCCAAGCCUGAUUGGCCAACAGCAAAGCAACUUCUCGGUGACUCUAACUUUCUCAGAAGACUUUUAGAAUAUGAUAAGGAAAACAUAAAGCCUCAGAUAUUGGCAAAGCUUCAAAAGUAUAUUAACAAUCCUGAUUUUGUGCCUGAGAAAGUAGAGAAAGUAUCCAAAGCAUGUAAAUCCAUGUGCAUGUGGGUGAGAGCCAUGGACCUGUACUCUCGGGUGGUCAAAGAAGUUGAACCAAAGAGGCAGAAGCUCCGAGCCGCGCAGGCUGAACUUGACAUUACGAUGGCUACCCUGAAAGAAAAGCGAGCAUUGCUUAAAAAAGUGGAAGAUCAAAUACAGGCCUUACAGGAUGAAUAUGACAAGGGCGUGAGUGAGAAAGAAAGCCUGAGUAAGACUAUGGCCCUGACAAAAGCACGCCUGAUACGUGCUGGAAAGCUGACGGCUGCCUUAGGAGAUGAGAAAGUUCGAUGGGAAGAAACCAUCAAUAAAUUCGACGAGGAGCUAUCGAAUAUCAUCGGGAACGUGUUCAUAGCAGCAGCUUGCGUGGCCUACUACGGGGCCUUCACAGCCCAGUACCGGCAACUGCUGAUAGAGUGUUGGACCCAGGACUGUCAGUCUCUGGAGAUCCCCAUCGAUUCUUCCUUCAGUCUCAUCAGCAUUCUUGGGGAUCCCUACGAAAUCCGGCAGUGGAACGCGGAUGGGCUGCCCCGGGACUUGAUAUCCACGGAGAAUGGCAUUCUGGUGACUCAAGGGAGACGAUGGCCUUUGAUGAUUGACCCCCAAGAUCAGGUGCCCAACCGCUGGAUAAGGAACAAGGAAAUGAAAAGUGGCUUAAAGGUCAUUAAACUCACGGAUAGUAAUUUCUUACGCACGCUCGAAAAUUCCAUCCGGCUCGGUUUGCCUGUCUUACUGGAAGAGGUGUGCAUUAAAGUUACCAUCAUCAAUUUCACUGUGACCAAAUCAGGUCUGGAGGACCAGUUGUUAAGUGACGUGGUGCGACUUGAGAAACCCGAGUUGGAAGAACAAAGAAUCAAGCUCAUUGUGAGGAUCAACACUGAUAAAAACCAGCUAAAAACAAUUGAAGAUAAAAUCUUGAAAAUGCUCUUUACAUCUGAAGGUAAUAUUCUGGACAAUGAGGAACUUAUUGAGACACUCCAGGAUUCAAAGAUCACUUCUGGUGCCAUUAAAAGCAGGCUGAAGGAAGCAGAGUCCACUGAGGUGAUGAUAAACGUUGCUCGAGAGAAGUAUCGGCCGGUCGCCACUCAAGGCUCCGUCAUGUACUUCGUGAUUGCGAGCCUCUCAGAAAUAGACCCCAUGUAUCAGUACUCCUUAAAAUAUUUCAAACAGUUGUUCAAUACAACAAUUGAAACUUCUGAGAAGACAGAUAAUCUGCAGGAGCGCAUGGACAUACUCCUGGAGCAGACCCUCCUGACUGCGUAUGCCAAUGUUUCGAGAGGACUCUUUGAACAGCAUAAACUCAUCUACAGCUUCAUGCUCUGCAUUGAGAUCAUGCGUCAGCAAGGAAGCUUAACUGAUGCUGAAUGGAAUUUCUUUCUCCGAGGUUCUUCAGGAUUAGAAAAGGAACGCCCACCUAAGCCUGAAAUUCCCUGGCUGCUUACUCAGGUGUGGUACUCAUGCUAUGACUUAGAAGAAUCAUUUCCAGCUUUUAAAGGACUUAAGAAAUUUAUGUUGUUACAUCCUGUUUGCAUAAAAUUAGGAUCUUUUGAGACUUUCAUUAACUCACAGGAUUUGAAAAACUAUCCCACAGUAGGGGAAGAAGAGGAACAACUCCAGAAACAGAAAGUGGAGUUGGAAAUGUAUGAAUCAUGGCUUUCAAACUUAAGCUCUUUCCAUAAGCUAAUUCUUGUUAAAUGUUGUAAAGAAGAAAAGGUGGUUUUUGCUCUUACAGAUUUUGUCAUAGAAAAUCUUGGGAAACGCUUUAUAGAGACGCCGCCUAUGGACCUGCCGACUCUGUAUCAAGAUAUGUCCCACAACACUCCCCUCAUAUUCAUCUUAAGCACGGGCUCCGAUCCCAUGGGUGCAUUCCAGAGGUUUGCCCGGGACAGAGGAUAUUCGGAACGGGUGCAAUCCAUUUCACUGGGGCAAGGACAAGGACCCAUUGCUGAAAAAAUGAUCAAAGAUGCUAUGAAAACAGGAAACUGGGUAUUUUUGCAAAACUGCCAUCUUGCUGUUUCUUGGAUGUUGGCAAUGGAAGAGCUCAUUAAAACCUUCACAGACCCAAAUAUUACUAUCAAGGAGAGUUUCCGGCUUUUUUUAAGUUCCAUGCCUAGUAAUACAUUUCCUGUCACAGUUCUUCAAAAUUCUGUCAAGGUAACCAAUGAGCCUCCAAAAGGCUUACGUGCGAAUAUCAGACGAGCAUUUACUGAAAUGACACCUUCAUAUUUUGAAGAAAAUAUACUUGGACAACAAUGGAGACAAAUAAUAUUUGGCAUUUGUUUCUUCCAUGCAAUUGUUCAGGAAAGAAAGAAGUUUGGCCCUCUUGGUUGGAACAUCUGCUAUGAAUUUAACGACAGCGACAGAGAAUGCGCUUUACUGAACCUCAACCUUUACUGUCAAGAAGGAAGGAUUCCCUGGGAUGCACUGACCUAUAUUACUGGUGAAAUUACAUAUGGUGGUAGAGUUACAGACACCUGGGAUCAAAGAUGCCUUCGGACAGUCUUGAAAAGAUUUUUUUCUCCUGAAACAUUAGAAAGGGGUUACAAAUAUUCCGAAUCAGGCAUCUAUUUUGCGCCCUUGGCUGACACCCUACAAGAGUUUAAAGACUACAUUGAAAAUCUACCUUUGAUAGAUGACCCAGAAAUAUUUGGAAUGCACGAAAAUGCCAACCUAGUUUUCCAGUACAAAGAGACCACCACUUUAAUCAACACCAUACUUGAAGUUCAGCCAAGGUCAUCUUCUGGAGGAGAGGGAAAGAGCAAUGAUGAAAUUGUCCAAGAACUUGUUACUUCUAUACGGAGCAGAGUUCCAGAAAUACUAGAAAUGGAGAAUGCUUCUGAGAGCCUUUUCACCAAAGAUCCUCAAGGACGCCUUAACUCCUUGACCACUGUUCUUGGACAAGAAGUGGACCGGUUUAACAAUCUGCUGAAAUUAAUCCACACUUCUCUAGAAACACUCAACAAAGCCAUUGCUGGAUUUGUGGUGAUGUCUGAAGAAAUGGAAAAGGUGUAUAACAGUUUCCUCAACAACCAAGUUCCCUCACUGUGGUCCAACACAGCCUACCCGUCCCUGAAACCACUAGGAUCAUGGGUCAAAGACCUUAUUCUGAGGACCGCAUUUGUGGACCUGUGGCUCAAACGAGGGCAGCCUAAGUCCUUCUGGAUCUCCGGGUUCUUCUUCCCUCAAGGAUUUCUAACAGGAACUCUUCAAAAUCAUGCUCGGAAAUACAAUUUGCCUAUAGAUGAGCUGAGUUUCAAGUACAACGUAAUUCCUGUCUAUCGGGAUCAAGCCGCAGUUAUAGAAGCUGCCAAGACGGUGAAGUUUGGAGAAGAACUACCCAUGGACCUGCAGUUGCCCUCUCCUGAGGAUGGUGUUCUCGUUCAUGGGAUGUUCAUGGAUGCUUUCCGGUGGGACGAUGAGGAGUUGGUGAUAGAAGAUGCGUUGCCCGGAGAGAUGAACCCAGUGCUGCCUGUGGUGCAUUUUGAACCUCAACAAAAUUACGACCCAAGCCCAACACUUUAUCAGUCCCCACUUUAUAAAACAGGGGCCCGGGCAGGAACACUCUCAACCACAGGUCAUUCAACCAACUUUGUGGUGACCAUCCUUUUACCCUCCCAGAGGUCCAAAGAUUACUGGAUUGCCAAGGGCUCGGCUUUGCUCUGCCAGCUGAAUGAGUGAAAGGGGCCGCUCGGCGCUGAAAAGGAAGCAGGCCAGGGCUCUUUGCAGGGAAGAGUCUGCGUAAUUUAUAUGUUAGCAAAACAGCAUUACUUCUGAUCUGAUUUAAUGGUAGUAAGUGUGGCUUUUUACUUCUCUUAUAAUCUAAAAUAAAGUGUUUGAGUUUUUCUUUCUGUUGG